Messenger RNA from Aquila chrysaetos chrysaetos, 1481 nucleotides. It is a transcript of the gene SOX2, whose product is annotated as SRY-box transcription factor 2. The record is from RefSeq and is a predicted model, not a curated record. The coding region runs from base 393 to 1340 and encodes 315 amino acids. Gene Ontology annotation, biological process: regulation of DNA-templated transcription; cell differentiation; anatomical structure morphogenesis. The transcript has a single exon. Lineage: Eukaryota; Metazoa; Chordata; Aves; Accipitriformes; Accipitridae. Gene Ontology annotation, molecular function: RNA polymerase II cis-regulatory region sequence-specific DNA binding; DNA-binding transcription factor activity, RNA polymerase II-specific.
CUUGUUCAAAAAAGUAUCAGGAGUUGUCAAGGCAGAGAGAGAGAGUGCGUGUGUUUGCAAAAGGGGGUAAAGUAGUUUGCUGGCUCUUUAAGACCGAGGUGGAGAGAGAGAGAGCGAGCGAGCGGCAGGCAGAGAAAAGGGAAAAAGGAGGAAGAAGAAGUUUUUGAAAAUCCAGGCUCCGGCGGCAAUAAUAGCAGUUAUUAGCAUUAUUAAUCCAUCGGCGAAGAGGAAGACCCUGAUCUUGAUCCAAGUGUGGUUUUGGGGAGUCCCCCUCCCCCCUUUCCUACCCCUCCCUAGGAAGAAAAAAAAAAAAAAAAAGUCCGGCUUGGGACUUCGCCGCGGCUGCUCCUCGCUUCUCCGCUCGAGGCUGGUUCCAGGCAAAAGUAGUUUGAAUGUACAACAUGAUGGAAACCGAGCUGAAACCUCCCGCCCCCCAGCAAACUUCGGGGGGAGGCACGGGCAACUCCAACUCGGCCGCCAACAACCAGAAGAACAGCCCGGACCGGGUCAAGCGCCCGAUGAACGCCUUCAUGGUGUGGUCCCGCGGGCAGCGGCGGAAAAUGGCCCAGGAGAACCCCAAGAUGCACAACUCCGAGAUCAGCAAGCGGCUCGGGGCGGAGUGGAAACUUUUAUCCGAGGCGGAGAAGAGACCCUUUAUUGACGAAGCCAAGCGGCUCAGAGCUCUGCACAUGAAGGAGCACCCGGAUUAUAAAUACCGACCCCGGAGGAAAACCAAGACCCUCAUGAAGAAGGAUAAGUACACGUUGCCAGGGGGCUUACUGGCGCCGGGCACCAAUACCAUGACGACCGGGGUAGGGGUUGGGGCCACCUUGGGAGCUGGGGUGAACCAGAGGAUGGACAGUUACGCGCACAUGAACGGCUGGACCAACGGAGGCUAUGGGAUGAUGCAAGAGCAGCUCGGCUACCCGCAGCACCCGGGCUUGAACGCGCACAACGCGGCACAGAUGCAGCCCAUGCACCGCUACGACGUGAGCGCCCUGCAGUACAACUCCAUGACCAGCUCGCAGACUUACAUGAACGGAUCGCCUACCUACAGCAUGUCUUACUCCCAGCAAGGGACCCCGGGCAUGGCCCUGGGCUCCAUGGGCUCGGUGGUCAAGACGGAAUCCAGCUCCAGUCCCCCCGUAGUCACUUCCUCGUCUCAUUCAAGGGCUCCUUGCCAAGCUGGGGACCUUCGGGACAUGAUCAGCAUGUAUCUACCAGGUGCUGAAGUACCAGAACCAGCUGCCCCAAGCAGACUUCAUAUGUCCCAACACUACCAGAGUGCACCUGUUCCUGGCACAGCCAUUAAUGGCACACUCCCUCUAUCACAUAUGUAAGACAAAGGGGCCGGGGCGGGGGGGGGAGGAGGGAAGGAAAACUAAACAAAACAAACAAACAACAAAAAAACUUUUAUUAGAAAUUCUGGACUUUUUUUUUUUUUGGACUAUUUUUGUACAGAGAAAACUCGGGGCGGGGAG